ACGAUGAUGAUAAAAAUAAGCAUCACGAUCGUCGCCUUGGAUUUAUGAAGCUAAAGUAAAGUGACUGGAUGGAAAUGGAUGUUGUCGAUCUGCUGCAGCCUCAUCACCUGACUGCAUUGCCCCAUUCCUGCUGGGCCCCUUUUCCCUCUUUCUGCCCAACAUCGCCCAGUCUUUGUUGCAUCAAAUGCAGACCAAUAAUAGAAAAAUGCAUCUCAAGAUGGAUAAAAUACGCUGUUUGCAGGAAUAUAACGAGUCCCACCGCGCCAGAAAGAAAUCUCGACGGAUCGACCGCGAUCUUCGGAUAGACGCAAAGAAGCGGAAGAAGACGCACAGGAUUAUUGUCACAGACUUUGGAGAUCAAAGAGAAUCGCUUCUGCUAAUGACCAAAAUUGAUAUCGUACCUCGUGAUGGUUUUUCUCGCGAUCAACUUCUUGCUCAUCGAGAUACCGUCCGCAAAGCCAUUUUGAACAUGUCCCAGGAGGUGGUGAUGCGCAUGAUUAAAAAUGACUCGUACGAUGCAGAGCGUGGCCGUGAUGAUGCCCUCAAACCCCAGAAAGAAGAUUUCUAUCGACAUUUUCGGCAUAUUGAGCCUGAUGGGCCCAUGGAUAUCACGCCGGAUCUUGUUGCUGCCAUAUCCAGACUCUACACAACCCCAGAGCUUCUGUCCUGCGUCGAGCUCAGUGCCCUUGGAGUGUUCCACUGUUCUUAUCUUCCAUACUUCUAUCGAGAUAUUCAACGAAUCGCUCAGCCAGACUACAUCCCCACUGAAUCUGACAUUGUUAGAGCUGUUAGAUCGACGUGCCUUCGGUUCCUUACGGGGGCACAAGUCGCCCUAAGAAUUGAGAAUCGAGAUUUAAAUCUCAUCUCUCUUCCCAGACGCGGGGAGAGGAAGAAAUGGAUCCAUAUGUUUGAUGACUGUACAGCGAUUACUUUCAUCGUGGAUAUGACACCCUAUGACGGAAUAAUAGAAUGCGAGCUUUUAACAGAGCUUACCAUUCUCUUAGAAACAAUAACCAAAUCUUCAUAUCUUCCGCAGCGCCCAGUAAUCGUGGUCCUAAACAAUUUGAGCGCUUUCAAAGAGAAACUCAUUCGAGUUCCGUUUAGCCAAUAUUGUUCAGGUUAUACGGGAGACGACAACGAUGUCGAGAGUAUCGUUGGAUACAUUCUUCAGCAGCUCAAACUAGUCAACCAAGGAAGGAACAAAAUUUAUCCUUAUCAGGUUGAUUCAAUAGAUUCCAUCAACUGGGCUUAUAUCUUGAAGGAUAUUAAUGAACCGAAACGCAAUUCAAGGUAAAAGAAAAAGGGAGAUAUGAGAUUGUCAUGGGAAUUUCAUCACGGCCUUGUGUAUGAACAUGAUCUUGCACCUUCAUGAAGAUGCUCUAGCCAUCUAUCAUGAAUGUGUCCAGUUCAGCAUUGGUACCUUUGUCGUCUCUGUUCGAAGAGCUAUCUCAGGUCCAGGAUGAAUCGCCAGGGGUAUUUUAAACGCAUGGGUGACUCCUAGCUGGCUCGGUCAAUGACCCUUCAACGCCAAAUUAUGGGAUUAAUCAAUGUACGACCUGCAAUCUUUUGAGGGUCGAUUGAUCGAAAAACAUCUUU
Molecule: messenger RNA, 1596 nt
Organism: Aspergillus wentii DTO 134E9
Lineage: Eukaryota; Fungi; Ascomycota; Eurotiomycetes; Eurotiales; Aspergillaceae
Exons: 2
Coding region: 185-1294 (369 amino acids)
Biological process (GO): adenylate cyclase-activating G protein-coupled receptor signaling pathway
Cellular component (GO): heterotrimeric G-protein complex
Molecular function (GO): GTPase activity; G-protein beta/gamma-subunit complex binding; guanyl nucleotide binding
Source: RefSeq, a predicted model, not a curated record